AUGAACCCCAGUUUCUCCCCAGCUUUCGGACUCCAUCUCUCCGCAAAGCUUGUCAAUUACUCAACUUGAGCAUCAAAGCGCAGGUCAAGAUGAAGAUCGCUUUCCUCUCCGCCCUGUUCGCGGCCACUGCCAUUGCUGCGCCGUCCAACUACCCGACCAACACCACCUCGGGGCCCGACGAGGAUGGCAAGUACGAGAUCUCUGCUGAAGGCAUCCGCGGGCAAUUCAUUGCCUACGGCGCGUCCAUCUCCAACCUUUUCAUUAAGGGCAAGGAUGGCGUCGAACGCGACAUCGUGCUUGGCUUUGACAACGCCUCGUACUACUCAGUAGACCCUGUCCACCCUCACUUUGGUGGUGUGCCGGGACGCUAUGCCAACCGCAUCAAGAACAGCACGUUCAACAUCGACGGUGUGGACUACCACAUCACGCCCAACGAGAACGGCGGAGCUAACACUCUGCACGGCGGUCUUGAUGGAUGGGAUUACCGCAACUUCACGGUUGUUGCACACACCGAGUCUUCCAUCACUUUCUCCAUUGUGGAUCCUGAUGGCAAGGAGGGCUUCCCCGGUGAGGUUAUUAGCUACAUCACUUACACCAUGUCUCCCAACACCUGGAACAUCAAGAUUGUUGCUCUCGCGACAACAAAGAAGACGCCCAUCAUGUUGACCUCCCACACCUACUGGAACUUGGACGGCUUUGCCAAUCCCGAUACACCUACUGCUCUCAACCACACUCUGUACCUGCCUUACUCCGGCCAGCGUGUUGGUGUCGACAACAUCCUCAUUCCGGACGGCACCAUUCUUCCCAACGAGAAGUACUCCGUGAAUGACUUCUGGUCCGGCCCCAAGCAGAUCGGCGCCAAUUUGACAGCACCUGAGCUUCUUGGUAACUGCGGAUUCAACUGCACUGGUUACGACAACUGCUACUCCGUCAACCGUGCCCAGAACGGACCUUUCGACUGGCGCAAGUCAGGCCCCGUCGCGUCCCUGUCCAGCGCGUGGUCCGGUAUCAAGCUCGACAUCUACACCGACCAGGAGGCUUUCCAAGUCUACAGCUGCGGUGGCCAGAAUGGUUCGCUCCCUAUCAAGUCUACUCAGGGUCUCGACAGCCGUCGCCGUACCGUUGAGAAGUACGGUUGCGUCGUCAUGGAGGUCCAGGACUACAUUGACGCCAUCAACCAGCCGGAGUGGCAGCGUGAGAAGAGGCAGAUCUUUGGUCCUAACGACCCUGCCUACACUCUUGAGGCUGACUACGUCUUCUCUACCGAGGAAUAGGUUUAUACAUUGACGCAGGUUUUGGCUGAACACGACUGAAAUCGAGCAAGAACUUAUGAAACUUGUUUAUAUGCCUGUUUAACCGAGUUCGCGGCCAAGAACCUGCUGUCAAUCUAAUAUUUAAUGACACUGAAUAACUCACGA
Boeremia exigua is the source of this 1418-nucleotide messenger RNA. RefSeq names its product galactose mutarotase-like domain-containing protein. Gene Ontology annotation, molecular function: aldose 1-epimerase activity; carbohydrate binding. Gene Ontology annotation, biological process: glucose metabolic process; beta-D-galactose catabolic process via UDP-galactose, Leloir pathway. NCBI's taxonomy places the organism in Eukaryota, Fungi, Ascomycota, Dothideomycetes, Pleosporales, Didymellaceae. The record is from RefSeq and is a predicted model, not a curated record. The coding region runs from base 90 to 1274 and encodes 394 amino acids. The transcript is spliced from 3 exons.